Mizuhopecten yessoensis (Yesso scallop) is the source of this 1012-nucleotide messenger RNA. RefSeq lists its product as uncharacterized. The coding region runs from base 37 to 891 and encodes 284 amino acids. The record is from RefSeq and is a predicted model, not a curated record. The transcript is spliced from 5 exons. Lineage: Eukaryota; Metazoa; Mollusca; Bivalvia; Pectinida; Pectinidae.
GCCACAAAUCUCUGAGAAGCUUCCCCACGUCAGGAUAUGUAUCCGGAACUAUUAGCUAUCGUUCUCGUGACAGUUGUCUCCCUUGGAUGUCAGCAGACACCAUCUGAUGAUUUCAGGGGAAACGUCAAGUUCUCUACGCUUGUAGCGACAGGGGAAGUAACUGACUCCAUCAGCGAUACGUCGUAUCAAAUGACACUGAAAUGCAUAUUGAAGGACAGCGGGACACGGCCACCAGCUAUUAUUAACAUCACCCAUACAUCCAACAAUUUGGAUGGUAGAUGCUUCAUCAACAAGUUCCAGAAAGGUAAAUCGUAUCUGGUGUUCCUCCGAUAUAUCAAACCGAACUACACCCCACUGUCAAAUGAAGAAGAACCUUCGAAAAUCGCAGAUGUUCUCAAAGAGUGUGGAUUAGGCGUUGUAAGCAAAGUUCCAACAGAUAGCAGAUUAAUGUCCACCACUUGUCCAAACGUAGAGGCCAGGGCUUGUCCGACAACAGUACCACCAACAACACCGCCUCGCAAGAAGAAAACUCCACCAGCAUUGCCAAUGGCGACUAAAAAUCGCAUGGAUAAUACCGAAAAACAAACCAUUCGGACGACCUUUGCUCUCAGAACAACAACAAUGAGGCCACAACCACAGGCCACAGAGGUCCUAGCAUUGCCAAUGACGACUAAAAAUCGCAUGGGUAAUACCGAAAAACAAACCAUUCGGACGACCUUUGCUCUCGGAACAACAACAAUGAGGUCACAACCACAGGCCACAGAGGUCAAGGACAACAAAUCUCAAGUUUAUAACAACACAGCGUCACAAGGGACCGGAAACACCACGUGGUACAUCAUGUGGUACAUCACGUGGCGCAUCAUAUGCCUAUUUUAUCGCAAAGAUGUAUAAGAAAGAGAGACAUGGUCAUGGAUCUUAUUUCCACCUACGUUUCCUUAUAGAAGACAUUGCAUGGUCCAAGGACUUGUUUUAUGAUCAACUCUAAACAUGGAACAAGAAAUCAUUUGUUCUU